This is a messenger RNA of Elgaria multicarinata webbii, 3213 nucleotides long. It is a transcript of the gene SLC40A1, whose product is annotated as solute carrier family 40 member 1. Bases 338 to 2065 code for a protein of 575 amino acids. Gene Ontology annotation, cellular component: basolateral plasma membrane. Gene Ontology annotation, biological process: iron ion transmembrane transport. The record is from RefSeq and is a predicted model, not a curated record. Gene Ontology annotation, molecular function: peptide hormone binding; iron ion transmembrane transporter activity. NCBI's taxonomy places the organism in Eukaryota, Metazoa, Chordata, Lepidosauria, Squamata, Anguidae. The transcript has 8 exons.
CAGCGUUGGCAGCUUGAGGAGGGUGGUGGGCGCCUGGCUGGGCCCCCUCGCAAGCACCUGCGCAUAAGGCCAUCGCUUUCCAACUUCAGCUACAGUGAUAGCUAAGUUUGGAAAGACCAAAACAGAGGCAAGCCGUUGCGCCCCCCCCCCCCCUUACUCCUCUCCGCUUCUCUUCUCCACUCCUGGCUGUUGUUGUUAUUGUUGUCGUCUUUGCGCGCGUGUGUUCCCCCCACCCACCCCCACUUCUUCUCUCUCCCUCUGACUGGAGGGGCUUGAUAGCAACAGGCGCUGAGUGCAGAAUCCCCCAAGACUGAACUGAAGGCGCAAGCUGAGAAUCAUGACUCGCUCAGCGGCAGAACAGCAAAACAACCAAGGAUGCUGCGGAUCCUGUGUCCCAUCUUCAAAAAUUCUCCUGUACCUUGGACAUGCGCUGUCCACUUGGGGAGAUCGUAUGUGGCAUUUUGCAGUGUCGCUCUUCCUGGUUGAACUGUAUGGAAACAGUUUACUCUUGACUGCUGUUUAUGGGUUGGUUGUGGCAGGGUCAGUUCUUCUUCUGGGAGCCAUUAUUGGAGACUGGGUAGACAAGAACCCAAGGCUCAAAGUGGCUCAAACAUCCUUAAUUGUGCAGAAUGCAUCUGUCAUUGUGUGUGGCAUUCUCCUGAUGAUUGUCUUCAUGUAUAAAGCUCAGCUUGUGACCUUAUAUCAAGGAUGGCUUCUUACUUUGUGCUAUAUUUUAGUCAUCACGAUAGCAAACAUUGCAAAUUUGGCCAGCACUGCCACAGGAAUUACCAUACAGAGGGACUGGGUUGUUGUCGUUGCGGGUGAAAACAGAAACAAAUUGGCAGAUAUGAAUGCUACAAUACGAAGAAUUGAUCAACUGACCAAUAUCUUGGCCCCAAUGGCUGUGGGACAAAUAAUGACCUUUGGAUCACCAGUAAUUGGCUGUGGAUUCAUUUCUGGCUGGAACUUGAUUUCCAUGGGUGUAGAAUAUAUGCUUCUCUGGAAAGUUUACCAGAAAACUCCAGCCUUGGCUUACAAGGCCAGUUCAAAGGUUGAGGAGUCAGAACUGAAACAACUGAACAUACAGAAAGAUGGUGAAUUGAAGCCCACUGAAGGAGUCCAAUUAAUUGGUGAGAAAGAUGUGAAAGUCUCUGAGCCCAAACUGGAGGAAGAUGUCAGCUGUGUUUCCCGGAUGGCUGAGCCUUUCAGUACAUUCCGCGAUGGAUGGGUUUCCUACUACAACCAACCAGUGUUCCUUGCAGGCAUGGCCCUUGCAUUCCUUUACAUGACCGUUCUGGGCUUUGAUUGCAUUACUACUGGCUAUGCAUACACUCAGGGACUGAGUGGUUCCACACUGAGCCUCUUAAUGGGGGCUUCUGCCAUAACUGGAAUCAUGGGUACAAUAGCCUUCACCUGGCUGCGGCGCAAGUGUGGCCUAAUUCGCACAGGCAUCAUCUCUGGAAUAGCACAGCUAGCCUCCCUGGUUUUGUGCGUGUUCUCAGUGUUCAUGCCUGGAAGUCCUUUGGAUCUGACUGUUUCUCCAUUUGCUGACAUAAGUGCUAGGUUGUUUGAAAGUAAUCCGUUGCCUACUAUGGCACCCGAAGGCAAUCUCCUUGAAAUGCCCUUUACAACUGGAAUGCCUCUCUUGGUCAAUGGGUCUUCUUCUGAUCCAGGGUUGGCCCCCGACUCUGUGCCUCUCAUCUCCGUUAGCCUUCUGUUUGCGGGCGUCAUUGCUGCAAGAGUUGGCUUGUGGUCUUUUGACCUGACAGUCACACAGUUAAUCCAGGAAAAUGUGAUAGAGUCGGAAAGAGGUAUCAUAAAUGGUGUCCAAAACUCUAUGAACUACCUUCUAGAUCUGCUGCAUUUUAUCAUGGUCAUCCUAGCUCCUAAUCCUGAAGCUUUUGGAUUGCUGGUGCUCAUUUCUGUUUCUUUCGUUGCAAUGGGUCACGUCAUGUACUUUCGGUAUGCCCAUAAAACCAUGGGGAGGAAGGCCUUUCUUUGUUGUACACCUGAGCUAAAGUCAGUUGCUAACGACUCAGUACCUUGUGAUGCAUCAAAUGCCUAGAGAGUUUCAGCUAUGGCUUCCAAUACCUAUUUUUUUGCAGUCCGUGUAGAAUGGCAUGCUUAUUCAGGGUCAGGAGCAGCUGGUGCCCCUUAAGAGGUAGGGCUCAAAGGUCUGCCCACUCACACAAGCCCCCAGCUUGCCUUGCCUUUCUGCUCCUUCUGCCCUUGGACAGGUGACCAGGUGUGGGUUUUCUCCAGUUAGAAGUGACAUAGCUUAUUUAUUUAAGGGGAGAUCUCUUGAAGCGUUAAACAUUAACUACAAAUGACAGCUGAGCUCUGAUUUUUUUUCAUUAUUAUUUUUUUGAAACAUAGAAUUUCAUGCUGAUUGGGAAGGGGGAUUAAAAUAAUUUAACAAGGUAUUGCAUUAUGUGCAAUAUAACUAGUGGUUUGGCGUAUUUUCCUAUGCAACUUAAGGUGUAUUAUGUUUUAAAAGAAAUGGAUUGCUUGGAAACAUGACCACAAUGUUACACAAAUGAACAAAGAAGGCUAUGCACUUUGUCAAUCGAUAGAACUCUGCUAUGUGCCUGGGUUGGGGGGAAACCCCCCCCCCCUUUCUGUGAUGUCUGUCCUGGUUUAACUUUAGAGAAAUACCUUAGUCGCUUUAGUAUACUCUUUGAUAAGAAAUAGUGCAAAAUAUUGUAGAAUAUAUAUGUAGCACUUCCUAGGAACUGAUAAUAAAUUGGUAUAAACACAAACUAUAAAUAUAGUAUUGUAAAGCAUAGGCCUUUAAACAUGUUAAGACCAUAUUUACUACUAAGCUUUGGAUUCAUAGUAUUAAGGGCCAGAGAUGUGAAAUGGGGGGAACUAAGCUGUGUGUGUGUCUGUCUAUCUGUCCAUCCGACUCUGAGUGAGUGUGUGUGUGUGUGUGUGUGUGUGUGUGUGUGUGUGUGUGUGUGAGAGAGAGAGAGAGAGAGAGAGAGAGAGAGAGAGAGAGACAAUAGCCUUUUUUUUCAAACUGGUUUAAAAUAUGAACAAAUAUUUAAGCUGAAAAUCUUAACCACUGACUUUAGGGUACCCCACUGAUGUCAGGAAGACUCCUCUCAAAUAAAAUAUUUAGGAAUUGUAGCUAAGGAAUAAUCUACCAUUAGAUUAUGGGUGUUUUAUUGUGGUUUUAAUUUUUGUGAACCACCCAGAGAGCUUCGGCUAUUG